Molecule: messenger RNA, 3723 nt
Organism: Protopterus annectens (West African lungfish)
Lineage: Eukaryota; Metazoa; Chordata; Ceratodontiformes; Protopteridae
Gene: PKLR
Product: pyruvate kinase L/R
Exons: 11
Coding region: 255-1850 (531 amino acids)
Biological process (GO): cellular response to insulin stimulus; glycolytic process
Cellular component (GO): cytoplasm
Molecular function (GO): magnesium ion binding; potassium ion binding; pyruvate kinase activity
Source: RefSeq, a predicted model, not a curated record
AAUAUAAUUAAUUCAAUCAGUGACAUCCUCCAACCAGUUACAGAUUAACUCAGUCCAAGGUUAUGUGCAGCAGCUUUUGGCAGUUUCAGUGCUGAUGGAGUUUACUUCAGGUAAUUGACAAUACCAGAACUGCGGUGUUUUCAGAACUGGCAUUAUCUCCUAACUUGCCUGAUUUUCAGUUUGUUAAGAAACACUGUGAGGAAAUCUAUUUAGGAUUGUCCUGACCGAAAAGUUUAAAAGGAAUCAAUCAUAACAUGGCACACGUAAGUCAGGUGGCAGGAAGUUCCUUCUUUCAGAAGGAUCAGCUGAAAGCCGCAGUGGCUGACACCUUUCUGGAGCACCUCAGCCAACUUGAUAUAGACUCAGAACCCAUCAGUGCUCGUAACACAAGUAUCAUCUGCACCAUUGGUCCAGCAUCCCGUUCAGUUGAAAAACUGAGAGAGAUGAUAAAAGCUGGCAUGAACAUUGCACGUCUGAAUUUUUCCCACGGAUCCCAUGAGUAUCAUGCAGGUUCUAUACAAAACAUUCGAGAAGCUGAAGGAAGCUUUGCCUCCAGUCCAACAGAUUUCAGGCCCAUUGCUAUUGCUCUUGACACCAAGGGUCCUGAGAUUCGCACCGGACUUGUUAAAGGGUCUGCUAGUAAUGAAGUUGAACUGGUAAAAGGCUCUCUGGUUAAGGUGACAACAGAUGAUAAAUUCAAGGAACAAUGUGAUGAAAAGCUUAUUUGGGUUGACUACAAGAAUAUUACUAAAGUGGUGCAGGUCGGUGGGAGAAUCUUUGUCGAUGAUGGGUUGAUGUCCCUUCUUGUCAAAGAGAUUGGACCCGACUACUGCACAACUGUGGUAGAUAACGGAGGAAUGCUGUGUAGUCGGAAAGGUGUGAACCUACCAGGUGCAAAGGUUGACCUACCUGCAGUCUCUGAUACAGAUAUUAAAGAUUUACAUUUUGGUGUAGGUCAAGGCGUGGAUAUGAUAUUUGCCUCCUUCAUUCGAAAGGCAGAAGAUGUGCAUAGCAUCCGUAAAAUUCUUGGAGAAAAGGGAAAAUACAUGAAGAUCAUCAGUAAAAUUGAAAACCAUGAAGGAGUCAAAAAUUUUGAUGAGAUCUUGGCAGCUAGUGAUGGCAUCAUGGUGGCUCGAGGUGACCUUGGUAUUGAAAUUCCCGCAGAGAAAGUGUUUAUUGCCCAGAAGAUGAUGAUUGGAAGAUGCAACAGAAUAGGGAAGCCUGUUAUCUGUGCUACUCAGAUGCUGGAGAGCAUGAUUAAGAAGCCUCGACCGACUCGCGCUGAGGUCAGUGAUAAUGCAAAUGCUGUUUUGGAUGGAGCUGACUGCAUCAUGCUGUCAGGAGAAACUGCCAAGGGAGACUACCCAGUGGAAGCCGUGAAAAUGCAGCAUGCAAUUGCUCGAGAAGCAGAAGCAGCCAUGUACCAUCAGCAACUGUUUGAAGAACUGCGAAGACUUACUCCUCUGUCCUGUGAUCCCACUGAGGUGGUAGCCAUUGGUGCUGUGGAAGCUUCAUUUAAAUGCUGUGCAGGGGCCAUUAUAGUGUUGACCAACUCGGGAAGAUCUGCAGCACUUAUCUCCCGCUACCGACCUCGGACACCAAUCAUUGCUGUGACAAGAAAUAUGCAGGCAGCACGCCAGUUUCACCUGUACCGUGGAGUUAUCCCUGCAUUGUACCGUGAGAGUACUCAUGAAGUGUGGGCUCAGGAUAUGGAUGACCGUGUGAACUUUGGAAUAAUGAUAGGCAAAAGCCAGAAUUUCUUCAGUAAGGGUGAUGCAGUGAUUGUGGUGACAGGAUGGCGACCAGGCUCUGGACACACCAACAUCAUGAGAGUAAUCAAUGCCCCAUGAAUGGUCUUCCUGCUUUCCACUCCUGAUGGACACCAAGCAUCUUCAAGGACUACCAUGGAUCUUUACAAAAGAUGUAUAAACUGAAAUACUAUUUUGUCAGUGUUCUUGUAAUUCAUGCUGUUGUCCUUGUUGUUGUGUGGGGCCAUAACAUUUUCUUAUUUAGUUUAAUGGGGAACCAGCACUUAGAAACUUGCACCAAAUAUAAAUACGAGUCUGCUUUAAACUAAGUAUGUACUGACAUUUUUUCCCUUUCUUUUUCUGUAAUUUAUGAUAGUAUAUCAGGUGGAUUCUCUGUAUUUCCUUAAUGACGUAUCUGUGUACCACAAACCCAGAAUCUUCAUGAGGUAACAUCAGACUUGAGCCAGCGAGGUGAAAGUUUAGUACUACGCACUGCAGAAUGGAGUUUUGUAUGCUUCAGUAUUUUUCUUCCAUUACUGACCCACUUUUUCACUGGAAACCAUGUAAGGUUUAGGAAGACUGAUUUACUCUAUGAGAUGUAUGGUGAAAUUGAAAAUAUCUUGCCUUAGAUCACAGCAUAUUUAAAAUGUUUAAUCUUCCAUUACUGCAGGGCUUCUCCUAUUCUAAUGUCAAACUCCUAAAGCAAACUGGUACCUGGUGGUUUAUUAAAUAAGUACUCUGACAGCAUGUAUCACAAGCUAUCACAUUCCCAGGAAAAGCCAUAUUAUCUGUCAACCAGUAUGCGAGUCACAUUAGUGUGAAAUAACAACCUCACACUGCCAAAACAUUCUCUAAUAAAGAUUCUACUGCUUUUGUUUUCAUACACACAGCUGAUCUAUUUUCAUAUGUCACCAAGAUUUCAUUCUCUGGCUGGCAAGUGAUGUCCUUACUAUACCAGAACAGAAAGUAAGUGUGCUUAUGUCAGACUGGCACAAACAUGCCACACAUGGUAGAGAAUAUUUCUCCAUUUUUACAGUGCCCUUUAGUCAGCUACAUGAGUUGGCCUAGCUGAGUUCAUUGUAGGUGCUCCAUCCUUUUUCCCACUUGAUGUUUGCUCUUGUUACUGUGUGCGUAACAUAGGUUUAUAGGUAGUUACUAGGAAUAUGAACAAGGAGACCGCUGAUGAGCCUAGCCCAGUUUCCCAAGAGAGAGCACUGUCUGGUUAAGGGAUGUGCUCAGAGCCCCACAUUGGGCAAAUGGACACCAUGGGAAUGUCUGCAUUAACUGCCAGACAGCAUUAUUUUAGCAAUAUUCCAGUUAAUCUAUGACAUUCCAAUAUCAUUACAGCCAUUUUUAUUUUUUAAGUUUCCAGUAUGCCAGAAACUGAUAUCUUAGGAUGACUUUGCCUCAGGCAAAAAGAUGCACAUCAGCAGAAGCAUUUGGACAGCUGCUUUCAUCCACUUUGAAAAUGGUUAAUUAUUUAAGACCUUAGAGGAAAACACAGCAAAACCAUUCAUCCAAAUGAUGUUCAUUACUUUAUAACGAAGCAUAUUUUAUAUUGUGCUAUUCUAAUUUCAUAGAAUUUUACACAGAGAACGAUGAUGGGUAGUAACUUGAUAGCAAUGUGUGCUGACAACCUGUUUACAUACCCUCACCCACAUACAGCCCUGAAAACUGCAAGCACCACUUCUAAGAGUCAUAGGAGAAUUUCCCUUAACAUUACUACUGUUUAUGCUGCGUGUAUAGCUUUUAUUCUUCACAGACAUAUCCCAAAACCAUUGUUGACUGGCUUAAGUAGAUCUCAAGCCCUCCUUUAAUGUUAUUUGUGAUAUCUGCAACACUCCGCACUUAAGAUAUCCUUUAUGUCUGCUCGUAGGAGCAUCUGUCAUUUCCUGGUUUACCCCAGUUUCAAAUAAAACAAGUAAUCAUUGUUUACAUGUCAUUCUUUCACUUAAUAAAUGUCUAAUUACUGUUA